GUUAAACGGGCAACCCGACACUGCGUCCUUUUUCUUGUGGUUCGUAGCGCCGCCCGUAUGCUCUUACUCAAGUCCAAAGAAAGAACAAACAACUUAACGGAAGGAUGAGGGGAAGGGCACUAGGAGGAGGAGGAGGUGGGGCUUUGGCGAAGCCUUUCGCCUCAUUGGUCCACAGGCGCGUUUUUAAUUUUUAAUAGCGCGUUAAGGCGGGUAUGGGCGGCCUGUAAAUGUUUCAUAUUCAUAAUUAGUCUAACUGCCCCCCCCCCGCACCUCACUAGCCUCUCAAUCCCCUGAGUGAGUGAAAGAAAAGCGGCCUUUCUAGUCCCCCGUUCCCAGCGAGGUUACACUUAACAUGGCUUCUUCCAAUCGCAAAAAUCCGGCUUCUGUCUCUGCCGCCGCCGAAACAUCCCGAGUCUUACUCCUGGAGGAGGAAGUCAGGAGCCUGACUGAGGAGCUGAGCCAGUGCCAGGCUGAUAAAGAAUUUGUGUGGUCUUUAUGGAAACGUCUUCAGGUUGCAAACCCAGAUCUUACACAAGCAAUCAGUUUGGUUGUGGAAAGAGAAAAGCAGAAAGCUGAACUCAAGGACAGGAAGGUUUUAGAGAUUUUGCAAGUCAAAGACAGCAAAAUACAGAUUUUGGAACAGAGAACGUGUGGGCAACAAGAGGAGAUAAACAACUUGGUACAGAGAAAGAUUGCUGUAGAUGAGGAAAAUGUUGCCUUGAAGAGUGAGCUCUGCAUCUUACAACAGAAAUGUAAAGAUAAAAUCGAGGAACUUAAGGACGCUAAGGAGUGUGCACUGAGAAAGGAAGAGCAAAGCAGAAUGGUUAUAAAAAAUCUGGAGGAGGAAAAUGAGGGAUUAAGUACACGCUAUGCUGACCUGCUAAAUGACCUGGAGAAACUGAGGAAGCGGGAGGCACAAUGGAGAAUAGAAAAAUCUGGCAUCGAUGCAAAAAUAAAGAAUUUGGAAGCUGAUUUAACAGAGGCAAGGGGGCAAAUGGAAAUCUUACAAAGCAGAUGCAAUGAUCUGGCAUCUCAGCUGAGUGUUAAGCAGACUGAACUAACCCAAAAAGAUUUGGAUGUAGCUAGAGCUAGGAAGGAGUUGCAGGAGCUGCAGAAUCUCUACAAACAAAACACUGAACAUGCAGCACAGCAGGCAGAGCUGAUCCAGCAGCUUCAGGCUCUCAAUAUGGAUACGCAAAAAGUACUAAGAACUCAAGAAGAUGCUCACACAGCUGAAACAAUAUCAUAUCAAAAACUUUACAAUGAAUUGACUGUAUGUUUUGAGAAACUUAAAUCAAGUGAGUUUCAGCUCCGGCAAAGUCAAGUGUCUCUCCAGAAUCAACUACUUGAAAAAGAACGACAUAUCAGUCAGCUGGAAGAACAACUUCAACAGGCCCUCAGUUCUUUACUACCCUCUCAAACUCUUCCAAAACAGAGAAAAGAGGAACCACCUGUGAAACGUUCAAGGUCUCUGUCCCCAAAGAGCUUUUUGAAAGAGUCGGAGGAAUUAAGGAAGCUUAAAAUAGCUGAAAGAAAGAUAGAAAACUUAGAAAAGACACUGCAGCUAAAGAUCCAGGAAAAUGAUGAGCUGAGACAAACCCAUGAAAAGCGCAAAAAGAGGCUGCAGAUGUUACAGACCAACUACAGAGCAGUAAAAAAGCAAUUAAAACAAUGGGAGGAAGGCUAUAGCAAGCCUGGAAGCACUAAAAGUGGAAAGGAGCGUCCAGAUCCCCAGCAGCUAUGUCAAGAAGAUUCUGAUGCUGUAUGGAAUGAGCUGGCUUAUUUCAGAAAGGAACACAAAAAGCUAUUGAUUGAAAAACUGAAUUUAGAAGAAGAAUUGGAUCAGAUGAAAGUAUAUAUAUCUAGGGAUAAAGCUACAAUACAAGAACUGAAUAUGUGUCUGCAACAAGAAAGAGAAGAGCUGCUCUUUAGACUUGGUGAAGAGGAUGGGGUCAAGAACAGUACUCCAAAGAAGAAUGUGAAAGAAAUAUCAGCACAGACAUUACAGAAGGUUUUACAACUGGAAAGAAGGUUAAAGGGUUUUGAGAAAGAAUCAAGGAGAUUGGAGGAAAUGAAUAAAGUGCUAACUAAAGAUAAAAUUGAUCUGAAAGGAUUGCUUAAACAGCAGAAAGAAGAAGCAGAGGCCAGAGAGAAGAAGCUCGAGGUGCUGCUGAAACAGAACACAGAAAUGAAAGAGGACAAAGCAGAGCUACAGCUGAUGAUAUAUGAAUUGGAGAAAGAGAUUGCCUCUCUGAAGAGGCAAGUGGCAGAAGCAAACUCACUGAGAAAUGAAAAUGAGGAUCUGUUGAGUCAAAUGAAGCAAUUGCAAAGUUCACUGGACAGAGCGAGGACAGUGGGUUCUAUGGUGGAGGCAUCCUGUGGGCAAUGUAGAUGUAAGAACAGAAGUGCCAAAGUUAAGCUGAAAACAGGGAAGAAGAGCUUAGUGGAACAUCACCAGUCUCUUCUCAAUCAGUCCAUCAAGGUUAUGAGUGGUGUAUUUGAGAACUUCAGUAAGGACGGCUGGGAAGAUAUGAGUGAAAGCAGUGACUCUGAAAUACCAACUUCUGAAAGCCUGGGGACAAUGAUUGCAAAAAGAACACAACUGAUUCCACCGACAGACAAAAAUGAUCAGCAAGAACAAAAUAAGAUGGAACACAAUCACAUGCCUUCAAACAGUAUACCUUUAGAAGGCCAAAGCAAAUUAUACCAUAAAAAGCAAAACAAAGAUGCAAAAUUAGCUCCCUUUCAAAGGAAGAAGAUCCUACAUUCAGCCACCAUUCCUAGUAAAGUAAACAGAGAGAAGAUAAAAAGUAUUGUGGUUCAGAAACCUGGUCGUGCCAUUUCGCUUUGGGGGAGGAUUACAUCUUUACAGCAGCAGUUAGGUGUUCUGCAGAAUUCAAAAAGAACAGCAGUGUCAUCUCUCAAAAAGUCCAGGGAAACAAAUAAAAAGUUGACGUCCCAGCUGCAUCUAACUAAACAAAGACUUCAGACCAGCAAGCAAACUGUUCAGACACUGAUGUCCAACCUGACUGAGUUGCAGCGAGAAAAAUCAGAUUUGCAAGGAAAAUUGGACCACCUGACCCAAUCUACCAAACUGAAAGAGGGCCUGUCUCCUGUGACAUCUGGCCAUACUGGAACAACACUAGCAACUUCACUAAAGAAUGUAGAUUUGGAAAUGAAGCAGCUGCAGUGUAAACUGAAGAAUGCAAAUAAUGAAAUCACUAAACAGUCAUCAACCAUUAAAUCUUUGAAAUGUGAAGUACAAGGAAAAGAAGAACAGAUGCGGGAACUACAGGAAAAGAUUUCUCGAAUGGAGAGGGACAUAAGUAUGAAAAGGCAUUUAAUAGAAGAUUGGAAACUGCGUAUGAAAGCAAAUCAGGAAAAGGAAAAAAGCUGUAAUGAAACAUUGCAAACUCUUGAAGAAAAGGUGAAGACAUUGAUGGAAGAUAGUUCAAACAAAAAAAUAUCCAUUGAUUCACUAAAGCAAAGGCUUAAUGUAGCUACAAAAGAAAAGGCACAGUAUGAGCAGAUGUAUCGCAAAGCGAAGGAGGAGUUGGAGAAAAAGGAGCUUAAACUUGCCAAUGCAGAAGCUAAAAUGGCUGAGGCUGAAUGUGCCAUGACAGAACUCGAAGCUACCGCCUCUCAACAACUUCAUGGCUUGGCAAGGCAAAGUGAACAGGCACUUGAAGUAGUGCAGAAAAAGUUGGUGAUGUCGAAUGAUAAGGUGGAAGAGUUCAUUACAUUUGUGAAGACUUUGGCCACAGAGUUACAGCGUUGUGUGAAAGAGAUGAGAACACGAAUCAAAUGUACUAAAAAAAUGCAAGAAGACAAAAAAUGCAGCAGCAUUUCCAAAGAGUCUGUUCACCGAGCCCAGUACUUGGCAGCAUCUAUCCUUAAUAUUUCAAAGACUGAUUUAGACAAUAUUCUUGAUGUUGAAGAUGAUGAGGAAACAGAACAGAUAAAAAUGGAAUACGAAAGUGACAAAGAAUGGAUGUGCUACUUACAGAAGCUGCUUGAAGGACAGUUUCCUUUUGCUUCAUAUUUAAUGGAUGCAGUGCUGGAAAAACUAAAUGAGCAGAAGAAGCUGGCAGAAGAAUACAGUUCUCUUGUGAAACAAAUGACCUAGGUGCUGCUGAACUGAAUUCUGAAAGAGAGAAAAGGGACCUUCUCGCUCCUUUUUUGCACUUUGAUUCCAUUACCAAUUUUGUCUCAUAUUAAUGACCAGUUCACAAUUUAUGGUUGCAAAUGUAUUUGCUGCAUUCACAUAGAAUAUAUCAAGUAUGAAAAGGAAAUUCACAUUUCCAAACAUGCAGUAGAUACACACCAAUGUAAACACGGCAAACAUGCCUAUUGUUGUGAAGGAUGAAACAGCCAUUGGUACUAUUGAUGUCAGUGGAACUUAUUUCUAAGUAAACAAGUGUAGGAUUUGGCUGUAGAUCUCCCUUCUUAUUUGCUAGUCAGUUUCUAUACAAACCCAUUGUAUUAGCCAUGGAGCCAUUUGAUAUUAGUUAUAGUCCCAUUCCAAAAGAAGUAAUGUAAGCAUUUUGCACAAGGAUUGCCUUAAACAAAUAAAAAUAUCAAUUUAUUUUCCCAUUACAGAUUCUUGAGAAAACAAGAUCCUCUGCCAACCCGAUGCCCUCCAGAUGUUUUGGACUGCAACUUCCAUCAGCCCCAGCCAGCAUGGACAUCUGGAGGGCACCAGGUUGCCAAAUAUUGGCUUAGAGGCUGUAUUACACAAACAGCAUUGUUCAGGUCAAUUCAUUAGGAAGUUCAGCUGCCUGUUCAUUUUAACGGAGCAUGUGCAGAAACGCUUUCUAGCUGAUUGCACAGCUGUAUUUCUGAAUAUAUGGCACAAAUUUUGUUGGACUUUAGAAUCUAACUUGGUGCCCUUUGAAAACUCCCAGUUAUCACUAACAUGAUAGACAAUUCCUAAAUUCCCUUUUUAUGUGAAACAUUAAAAAGAAAAGUAUGGAGUGAAUACAAGGGAUGUAAUGAAUCAUUCUGAGGGACCAUUCAGAACAUAUGUGCUUUCAAUUUUUUUACUGUGAAAUAAUAUGUUAAGUGUGCAAUGUAUUUAAUUGUAUUUAAUAAAUGU
Rhineura floridana is the source of this 5095-nucleotide messenger RNA. RefSeq names its product centlein (gene CNTLN). The record is from RefSeq and is a predicted model, not a curated record. The coding region runs from base 353 to 4126 and encodes 1257 amino acids. The transcript is spliced from 25 exons. Gene Ontology annotation, biological process: protein localization to organelle; centriole-centriole cohesion. Gene Ontology annotation, cellular component: centrosome; centriole. Lineage: Eukaryota; Metazoa; Chordata; Lepidosauria; Squamata; Rhineuridae.